AUGGAGCUAGAAAAUGAAAUUAUCAGCUCCUCCAGCAAUUCUUCGGCAGGCUCCAGAGAGUACAAGGUGGUGAUGCUAGGAGCAGGGGGAGUUGGCAAAAGUGCAAUGACAAUGCAGUUCAUAAGCCAUCGGUUCCCUGAGUAUCAUGAUCCAACUAUAGAGGAUGCCUAUAAAACUCAAGUCCGAAUUGAUGAUGAACCAGCCUAUUUGGACAUUCUAGACACUGCUGGACAGGCAGAAUUCACAGCCAUGAGGGACCAAUACAUGCGAGGUGGAGAAGGCUUCAUUAUCUGCUAUUCCAUCACAGAUCGCCAAUCCUUUCAAGAAGCUGCUGAGUUUAAGGAACUCAUUUAUCGUGUCCGGCACACCUAUGACAUCCCCUUAGUGCUGGUGGGAAACAAAAUAGAUCUUAAAGAGUUCAGACAGGUCUCAACUGAAGAAGGAAUGAGCUUAGCCAGAGAAUAUUCCUGCUCCUUUUUUGAGACUUCAGCUGCUCUCCGCUUCUACAUUGAUGAUGUCUUCCAUGGACUAGUGAGGGAAAUCCGAAGGAAAGAGUCCUCAUUGCCCAUAGUAGAGAAGAAGAUGAAGAGGAAGGAUAGUCUGUGGAGAAAGCUGAAAGGAUCCCUGAAGAAAAAAAAGGAAAGUACAACCUGA
Molecule: messenger RNA, 654 nt
Organism: Egretta garzetta (little egret)
Lineage: Eukaryota; Metazoa; Chordata; Aves; Pelecaniformes; Ardeidae
Gene: RIT2
Product: Ras like without CAAX 2
Exons: 5
Coding region: 1-654 (217 amino acids)
Biological process (GO): Ras protein signal transduction; positive regulation of neuron projection development
Cellular component (GO): plasma membrane
Molecular function (GO): GTP binding; GTPase activity; GDP binding
Source: RefSeq, a predicted model, not a curated record